AUGGCGGACGCCUCACAGCAACGGCUGGCAGCAUCGGGGGGAAUCAAACGAUGCAAAGCCGCUUCGCCACUGUAUCUACUCACGGACGACCUCUUCAAAACGAUCAGCGAGAUGGCCUACAGGCCGAUCGAAACGGACGCGACCAUGGCGUACGGCUACCACACCGGCCACGCUCUGCAUACGGGGCUCCUCUGGACGGACGCGCAGCUGGCAUUGCACGCCAACAUCACCGGCAAGUGCGCCAUCUGCACCCACGCGUGGAAGGUGAAGGACACCAGGCCCGUGCUGGACUCAGACGGGAAGGCGUGCCUGGACGCGAAGGGCAAGCCCAUGAAGGAACCGGUGGGCACCUUCAGCCUGGUGCAGAAAGCCAGCCUCAGAUACCCCGGCUUCAUGAUCUGCCCCGCAUCCAGCCGCGCCCUCGCACCCAUCUUGUGCUGGGACUGCGUCGCGAAGCAUUCCACAGCCAAGCUUCACGUCGUCAACCGCGGCGAGCUGCGCCUGGGUGACACCCCCGUCCUCCGCCAGGAUGGGGGCAUGGGUCCUUGGCGACAGCUGUGGGCGUUGGACGUGAAGCAGCUUGGCACGCUCAAGAAGGCGGAUUCCGAGUCGAGGGCGGCGAGCACCGGCGCGGCGUGCACCAAACGGAGGCUACCCCCGGCCAAGGGCCCGGUCGGAAAGCGGCCUCGAGAGGCGAAGCUGCUCCCUCCCGUGCGCCGGCAGGGCAUCAACCAUCCCUCCCGUCUCCAAGCCGAGCGCUUCAUCCAGUACGUGGUGGACGGGACGGCUUUCGUCUGGCCCGAGGGGCUCCGGGACGGGCGGGCCGUCGUCCUGCACUGCUCCAACUGGGACGCCAAGGGCCGCGGCACGCUCAGGCCGAUCGGAAUGCCCGACGGGAAGAAGGCCCUGCCUGCUACGGUCUACUGGGACCCGAACGGGCGCCCCGCGUGCAGCUGUCCCCUGGGACGACUGGACACGCAGGCCGUGUGUGUCCACAAGCUCUUCCUGGUCUCCUUCUCCCCGCGGGCGGUCGGCACCCGCCUCCCGACUCCCCACGAGCUCAACCGCCAGGGGAGGCACAUGGAGGUCUUGGAGAUCCCUCGGUCCACGCAGCCCCUGGAGUCUCAGAACCGGGUGCCGGAACGGGCUCAGCCGCUCGAGAGGGUCUUUGCGAUCAGACGGAACGUCCACACGGGCCCCGCCAGGAACUUCGUGAUCCAAACGGGUCCAGAUCGGUUCUUCUGCAGCGGGAAACGGGAGAGCAGCUGCACGCGCAACUGCAAGCACGUCCAGCUGGUGCGCGAAGCCCUCAAGGAGGCGAGGGUGUUCCACCCGGUACGUCCCACGACACUCACGCAAGACGAGGCCGAAGCCGCAGCGGAGCGAGUCCGGGGUGUCUCGGAGUGGUUGCCCCAGCUCUCUGCGGUCCCUCGUGAAGCGCCCCCGCGCGAGUUCGACGAGCAGACCGUGCGGCACGUGCGGGGGUUGGCGGUGGCGGAGGACAAGGGCGGCGUACGAGAGUGUCGGCCGGGCUGCGAGUGCCGAGAUCGACUGGAGUUCAGGGAGGGGUCGGAGGAGGCACUCGAGGAUGCCGAACGGGCCGUGAAACGGUGCACGGAGCGACCGCCGGUGACGGACGUCGAGCGAGGGGAGCGGGGUUACGUCAGCAGGAGGGGCAAGGGCUUCGACGCGCAUCCGAAGGUGGACCUGUUCAGCACGGCCGAACAGCCUGCCGAGGCGUUCGAAGAGGGUUCGGUCCCGGUGUGCGUGGAGUGCGUGGGGGUGUGCGAGCACGGGGAUGGCGGACCAUCGCAGUCGGCUUCGGUGCUCAGCCUCUUCGCCAAGGGCGUGCAGCGGACGGUGCCCAGGGUCCUCCGAGCGGACGAACAGGUCCAUGACCCCAUGAUCACUGCUCUGAGGAACCCACUGCGGUUGAGCCAGAUGGGAUACUCCGACUUCAAGGAGUUGGGCGCCCGAAAAAGACUCCUAGCCCCCUGCCCGAAAGCCCCACCCCCUUGUCUCAAGACGUGGAGGCUGACGCCGGAGAAGGGCGUAACCAUCUACGACGCGCAGUGGACCCUCAAGACGCAGGUGUACCACUACACGUGCGAUUGCGAGAAGAGGCACACGGUCCACUUCGAUGGCGAGCACCUGAAGUUAUACACCCACAGCAGGGGCAUCAUCCUGACCCAGCGGUGCUGCGAGACGUUGCUGGCGGGCCAUCUGGCGGGUAGCAACUUCAGCCGACAGAGCGAUGUGUUCAAGAGCGUGAGCUCAAAGUUUGGGCCAUCGCAGAGGCUCGAUGAGGGGAGGCUGCGAGAAGCUGCAAUGGGCUACUUUGCGCUGAAGCAGAAGUACGAGGAGCCGCGCUGUUGUUCCCUCUGCGGGCCUCAUCCCAAGUAUCUGAUCUGCGACGGGCUCUUUGGGUUGGCGAACAAGGACGGCAGCGAGCGCAAGGCGGGCAUCGCUUCCACCACUCAGAACAGACGAGCUAGCUUCACGCACCCAGACAAGCUGAACGGCGUGCCCUUUCAGAAGACGCGGACGGCGGGUGUGCACUAUUCGGGAGUCAGCCCGGGCGGGUUGUGCACGUUGAGGCGGGUGGUGCCCGAGGACCCUCUUCGGACGCUGCUGGCGCGCUUGAGCCAACAUCGGCCGUCCGCUCAGCAUGACCCCGAUGAGGGAGCGAACAAUCCUGAGAGGAGAGGAGAGCCUCUGAGUGCGCACGAAUACUACCAUGUGCUGCUGCCGGGUCUGACACAGAAGGGGCACUAUGCGAUGCGAUGGUUGGUCGAGGGGAUCGAGGCCGAGGCAGAAAUGUCGCAGAGGCCCUUGAGGGAGCGCUGUACCGUGGGAACGUGCAGGCUGUAUUUGCCGUCGGGGGACGUCGGGAUCCUGUGCCAGUUCCCCCAGCGGUGGAAGGAGAUCUUGUACGAUCUCAACAGCCACGACGAGGACAGCAAGAUCCUGCAGACGGAACACUCCCUCAGGGUGGCCAGACGGAUCCUGCUCGGCGAGUUGGUCACCGAGCAAGAUCGGCUGGAUUGGGGGGAGGAAAGCCCGAUACUGCGCCGGCUCCUCGACUCGUACGAGGGACGGCUGCCGUCAUUCUUCAUGGGCGUGCUGAAGGCGCUAUACAGGGCGAGCAUCUAUGGGAGGGGGGGCGUCGCGUAUCGCACGUGGACCGGAGAAUCGUGGAAGAUUUUCCAUGACGCGUCGUGGUGGUGGGACCCGCGACCACAUUGGUGGAACCCGAACCCACAGUGGGACGCGUACCCGGACCCACCUCCCCCUGAUCCCGAGAGAAGGGCGGCGGCGCACAGGGCGAUGGAUGCGCUCGAGCGUUUCUCCGACACUGCGGAGCUGCUGGGCGAGGCCGAGCGGGAGUUGCUCAAGGAGAAUCUGGGGGAAACGGGGCCGGCGCUGGGGGCUUUCACUUCGGACGGGGAGGACCUGUGCUGGUACCCGUUCUGGGAGAAGAAGCGGCCGCUGCCCUUUUACACGGAAUUCGAGGAGCCGGACGGGAAGUCUAACACGGCCGAGGCUCGGUGUGCGGGGCACGAAUCUGGGAAGCCGAGCAAGCUGCCUCACACUCGCGGGCUCUAUGUGUGGUGCUGCCCACAUCGAGUACUCUACGGCAUCCACAUCAUGCUGCGGGGAGAGAGCCCGAGGGAUCCGUUCACGGUGCUGUACACCCGCUUCAACCGGAAGGAUCUACCGCGAGUGCUGAUCAACGACUGUUCCUGUUCCGAUCAGAACUACUGCUUCAGGAGGGAGCCCACGUUCUUUUCGAACGUCCGGUUCGUCAUCGACAAGUUCCACUAUGGCAAGGCUGAGGGAGAGCACCAUCUCUGCGGCCCCACGAACAGCAGUCACUACUACGGUCUGCUGACCCAUGUGAACACGAGCGCAUGCGAGAGCGUGAACGGCUUCCUCAACCGCUUCACCACGAUCGGAUGGUUCUCGACGCUCGAGAACAUGAUGACGUUUCUGCCAUUACUGAUAACCGCGUACAACGCAGAUCUGAGUAGAGUCGACGAUCACACGAUCAGGACAGCAUGUAGACGUAGCAUAUGGACACCCGACAUAAGAGAUCUGCUGUUUCUGCAGUUGUAG
This is a messenger RNA of Klebsormidium nitens, 4116 nucleotides long. The record is from the annotation of a GenBank genome assembly. Lineage: Eukaryota; Viridiplantae; Streptophyta; Klebsormidiophyceae; Klebsormidiales; Klebsormidiaceae.